Molecule: messenger RNA, 2347 nt
Organism: Dunckerocampus dactyliophorus (ringed pipefish)
Lineage: Eukaryota; Metazoa; Chordata; Actinopteri; Syngnathiformes; Syngnathidae
Product: transcriptional activator protein Pur-beta
Exons: 1
Coding region: 68-994 (308 amino acids)
Biological process (GO): regulation of transcription by RNA polymerase II
Cellular component (GO): nucleus
Molecular function (GO): DNA-binding transcription factor activity, RNA polymerase II-specific; purine-rich negative regulatory element binding; RNA polymerase II transcription regulatory region sequence-specific DNA binding
Source: RefSeq, a predicted model, not a curated record
GCGAGCUGGGCUAGCAAAGGGGGUGCGGGUGAAAGCUGCACAGAGAAAGGGGCUGCUGGCGGCGAAGAUGGCGGAUGGGGACAGUGGAAGUGAGCGCGGUGGCAGCAGCAGCGGAGGGGGGGGUGGUGGUGGUGGCGGCGGCUUCCAGCAUUAUCAGCGGGAGCCCGAGACUCAGGAGCUGGCCUCUAAGCGGCUAGACAUCCAGAACAAACGCUUCUACCUUGACGUGAAGCAGAACGCCAAAGGCCGGUUCAUCAAGAUCGCCGAGGUCGGCGCCGGGGGGUCGAAAAGUCGGCUGACCCUUUCCAUGUCAGUGGCGGCGGAGUUCCGCGACUACCUCGGAGAUUUCAUCGAGCACUACGCCCAGCUGGGGCCUAGCACUCCGGAGCAGAUCGCUCAGUCAUCCGGUGGCGAUGACAGCGGGCCUCGGCGGGCCUUGAAGAGCGAGUUCCUGGUGCGGGAGAACCGAAAAUACUACCUCGACCUGAAGGAGAACCAGCGGGGUCGCUUUCUCCGGAUCCGCCAGACCGUCAACCGAGGCCCCGGCUUCGGUGUCGGCGUGGGUGGCAUGCCCGGAACUGGCAUGCAGGCCGGACAGACCAUCGCCUUGCCGGCCCAGGGCUUGAUAGAGUUCCGCGACGCCUUGGCCAAGUUGAUAGACGACUACGGCGGCGAUGACGACGAGCUGGUCGGCGGCGGUGGAGGGGCGACCGGCUACAGCGAGCUCCCGGAGGGCACUUCCAUCAUGGUGGACUCUAAGCGCUUCUUCUUCGACGUGGGCUCCAACAAGUACGGCGUUUUCUUGCGGGUGAGCGAGGUGAAGCCCAGCUACCGGAACUCUAUCACGAUCCCCUUCAAGGCUUGGAGCAAGUUUGGGGGAGCGUUCAGCCGCUACGCCGAGGAGAUGAAGGAGAUCCAGGAGCGGCACCGGGACAAGGCGUUCGAGCGCCGGGCCGCAGAAGAGUCCGAGGGCGACGACGUGGAAGACGACUGACAGCUUACUUUCCUUUUUGUUUUCAUUGGAUUUAUUUGUUGCUCAAGAUGACCAGAAGAUGCAAAGCCGGGGAGAUACAACAGGAUCUGGAGUGCAUGACUUUUUCUAAAUGGGGAGUAAAAUUAAGUUUUAUAUAUAUAUAUAUAUAUAUAUAUAUAUAUAUACACACACAUACUGAGAAAUAAGUGUCUUUAUAAAGAGUUGUUCGAAAAAUACAUAGAUGGAUGUUAUAGAUACAAGAGUACGAUGCCCAUUGAUUGAGAUAUAUAUUAAAAUAUUUAUCUAUACAUAUACAGGUGCAUCUCAAUAAAUCAGAAUGUCUGAUAAAAAGGUAUGAUUUCUGGUGUUCAGUUCAGACAGAGACAAGUUAAUGCUGGGGUGUCCAAAGUGCGGCCCAUGUAGCAUUUUGGCGAAUAUGAGUUUAAAAAAAAAGCGUAUUUUUGAUGAGCUUGGUAUGAUUUCCUUACCCACGAGUUGUUUCUUUACUGUUUGUUGUAAAACUUCUUCACAUAAGCUCAAUAAUCGGCCAGAGUUAGAAAAUGUGACUUGAAACAAGCAAAACGUUUUGAAAUAAAUGAACAUUUCAAGGAUAUUCUAAUUGAGAUGCACCUGUGGGCCGAUUGGUUCAUUUGAUGGCAGUGCGACAGACUUCCUGGUUGAGAGCCAAUCAAAAGAGCUCCCUGUCGUUUGUGUUUUGGACGGCAUCAGGGGUGAAGCGCCCGCCUCUUCGGGCCGGGGCGGCCAACUGGAGGGUGUCCAGCUCGGGUGGGACAUCCCUGAUUCAGCCCCUGACAUCAGGUGUUCUCUUACAAGCACAUGACCCAUUUGGAUUCUGUGGAUGAUACAGACGACCCAACACACACCCGUCCCUUAUCUCCCUGCUUCUUCGUGUGUGUGUGUGUGUGUGUGUGUGUGUGUCACCUCUCGGUGCUACUUGUCUCAGGACUGGCAAGUUCCAGCCACACUUUGGAGGAGAGGGUCCCAUGAGUCAAAGCUUCGGGGCAGCGUCAUUUGGGUCUUUCCACUCCUGGAACUCUUGAAGCCUGAUUGUAAGAGGUGCUUCAGGCAAACAAACACACAAAAAAACACAUAAAUAGGGUGCAAAAUAACUAAAUGUAUACUGGAACAGAUUUUAAAACCAAUUAUAGAUAGUUAUUUUUCAAAAAGAGAUAUAUUGUCUCACAUGAGACUUUUAUUUAAAAAAAAAAAAAAAGUGGCUUAUUUAAAAAAGAGAAAAGUAACAAACACUACACUUGGUUAUUUCUUCUUACCUGCUUUUGUUUUCUUAUGUUUUCCUGAGAGCGGGGGUGUCCAACAUGUGGCCCAGGGGCCAUUUUCAGCAAGCAGCAUUUU